Aphis gossypii (cotton aphid) is the source of this 2035-nucleotide messenger RNA. RefSeq lists its product as uncharacterized. The transcript is spliced from 2 exons. Bases 161 to 655 code for a protein of 164 amino acids. Lineage: Eukaryota; Metazoa; Arthropoda; Insecta; Hemiptera; Aphididae. The record is from RefSeq and is a predicted model, not a curated record.
CUGAUAAUAACAAAAACAAAAGUGUAUGUACUCUACCUAGGUACUAACUACACUAUUACAAAUUUUUAAAUCGUGGUCUUUUCAUCUUUUGGCUUUUGAGUUUUGACUUUUGGUGUUAAGUACUUAAGUGUUGACGUGUGAAAGGGACAAUCGUGUUAUUAUGUCGGAUGAUAAAAUGAAACGCUUACGUGCUCCUAAUAUAACCGAGGAAGAGAAAGCCAUUAUCCUAUAUUGUAUUUCUAAAGAAAAACAUAUAGUUGAGUGUAAAAAAACUGAUAAAUUCAAUAAUAAAGAAAAAAAUGAUGCGUGGGAAAGAAUUACUUUGAGUUUUAAUUCAAACCAAAGUGUAAAUAAGAGAGAUACUAAAUGUUUACGUCGGUUUUGGGAAGGUGAAAAGAGUAAAAGUAGGCAAGGGUUUGUAAUUGAAAGGCAAGCACGUAUGUUGACUGGCGGUGGCCCUGAAACGACUUCAUACUUAGACAUCACCCCUGAAGUUAAUGAAAUAAUUCAACCACGCAUAGAUCCCCAAAUUGUUGAGAUCCAAAAUAUUUAUGAUGGUGAUGGAAUUGAUUUCACAACUGAAAAACUAUCCACAUUGAAUGAUUCAGUUGUUUAUUUAUCAGAAAGUCAUAUAAAUGAUAAUCCAGGUGAGUAAGUAUGUAGUUAAUAAAGCUGGGCAUUUAAAUAAAUUUUAGCCAUUUAGUAAGUUUCAAUAAAUUUACUAAAUUCAGUUACUUAGUUAAGUACAAAUUCAAAAAUCGAGAAAAGUGAAGGUUUAGGACAAAGGUGGCCGAUCCCAAAUAGUUGAAGGAAAGCGAAGGCGAAGAAGAAGACUGCUUACUGGUUUUUUAACUUUUAACUAAUACUACUUCUCAGUUUUAAUAAUUUACAUGCAUUUUUGUUUUAAAUUAAUGAAUUAAUUUUUUUGUUAAUUUAUAAUUUAUGAUUAUUUUUAUGUGUUAGUAGGUACAAGCACUGAAACAAAUUUUAGUUCAUACAGAGUAGUGAAUUCUGAUCAAAAUAUAAAUAGUGACAACUUUUAUAAAGAAACAGAUCAAAUUCUCCAAUCCUCUAGUCCUCGUCCUCAUACAUCUAUUGUUGAAAAUGAUCCUUUAUAUAAUGGUAUAUUUACAACUUAUAUUCCUAUCCUAAUUAUAUUAUAAAGUUGACCAGACAUCUUAGUUUAUAAAGAUUUUUUGAGUUUUUAAAACUACAUUUUAAUUUAGUUUAGCAUUUUUUUGUCCAACAUUUACAUUUACAAUAAGUUAAUUAAUUAGUUAAUAUAAUUAGUUAAUUUAUUUAUUAGUUUCAAUAAAUUUACUAAAUUCAGUUACUUAGUUAAGUACAAAUUCAAAAAUCGAGAAAAGUGAAGGUUUAGGUCAAAGGUGGCCGAUCCCAAAUAGUUGAAGGAAAGCGAAGGCGAAGAAGAAGACUGCUUACUGGUUUUUUAACUUUUAACUAAUACUACUUCUCAGUUUUAAUAAUUUACAUGCAUUUUUGUUUUAAAUUAAUGAAUUAAUUUUUUUGUUAAUUUAUAAUUUAUGAUUAUUUUUAUGUGUUAGUAGGUACAAGCACUGAAACAAUUUUAGUUCAUACAGAGUAGUGAAUUCUGAUCAAAAUAUAAAUAGUGACAACUUUUAUAAAGAAACUGAUCAAAUUCUCCAAUCCUAUAGUCCUCGUCCUCAUACAUCUAUUGUUGAAAAUGAUCCUUUAUAUAAUGGUAUAUUUACAACUUAUAUUCCUAUCCUAAUUAUAUUAUAAAGUUGACCAGACAUCUUAGUUUAUAAAGAUUUUUUGAGUUUUUAAAAAUACAUUUUAAUUUAGUUUAGCAUUUUUUUGUCCAACAUUUACAUUUACAAUAAGUUAAUUAAUUAGUUUAAUUUUAGUCAUUAUUUACUAAUAAGUAAUAACUAAUAAAGUACUUAAUACUUAAAUAAAAAAAAAGUUUUAUUAUAAAUGUUAUUUAUCUGUGCAUUUUUUUAACAUAAUAUAAUUUCAUUUUACAUUAUUUAAAAUAUAAAUUUUUAAACUAGUU